Molecule: messenger RNA, 1411 nt
Organism: Salvia miltiorrhiza (redroot sage)
Lineage: Eukaryota; Viridiplantae; Streptophyta; Magnoliopsida; Lamiales; Lamiaceae
Product: binding partner of ACD11 1-like
Exons: 5
Coding region: 349-1194 (281 amino acids)
Molecular function (GO): RNA binding
Source: RefSeq, a predicted model, not a curated record
GCUUAACCUUUAGAACGUGAGCUCACAUAAUUUAUGUUGAUGGAAACGUGCAUGUGGAUACGUACAUUUUCGCCAAUUAAAAAUAUUUGAUUUAGAUUUUAAAUUUUAAAAGAUUAGUCGCGUUUGAACCAAUAAAUAAUAGCGGGCCCAACUCCUUGACGCUCCAACCGCGUGGAGAAAAAAAAAAAAAAAAAAGAAAUCAACCAAAUUUGAUUUGCAACUCAGCUUGUGUCAACGCAACGCCCCUCGAUUCAUCUGCCGCCGGCUUCUCAGCCUAAAUCCCUCUUCAACUUCUCAACUCAACUUCACAUUUUUUCUUCUCAUUACUUAGAUUUAUCUCUUGCAACCAUGUCGAUAAAAACUGUCAAGGUCAGUAAUCUGUCUCUGGGAGCAUCAGAGCGUGACGUCCACGAGUUCUUUUCUUUUUCUGGUGAUAUUGAAUAUGUCGAGAUGCGAAGUGAUACUGUGCGAUCUCAAAUUGCAUUUGUUACCUUCAAGGACGUGCAGGGAGCGGAGACUGCAAUCCUUCUUUCGGGAGCAACAAUUAUAGACAUGACUGUGGAAAUUAAUCCAGAUCCAGAUUACAAGCUACCUCCUGCUGCUUGUGCACCACCUCUGCAAUCAGACAAAAGGACUGGAGGGGGUGCUGAAUCCGCGUUGCAAAAGGCAGAGGACGUUGUGAGCAGCAUGCUUGCAAAGGGUUUCAUCUUAGGUAAAGAUGCUGUUAAUAAAGCAAAAUCUUUUGAUGAGAAGCACCAAUUGACCUCCACAGCAAGUGCCAAAGUUUCGUCAAUUGACAAAAAGAUUGGACUGACUGAGAAGAUAACGAUUGGAACUUCCAUUGUGAAUGAUAAAGUGCGGGAAGUGGAUGAGAAACUCCACGUUUCUGAGAAAGCAAAAUCAGCAUUUGCUGCUGCUGAGCAAACGGUCAGUAAUGCUGGAUCUGCUAUUAUGAAGAACAGAUAUGUUCUUACGGGCACUACAUGGGUGACCGGGGCUUUUAGCAAAGUCACCAAGGCGGCUGGUGAAGUCGGCCAAAAGACGAAGGAGAAAGUUGUGAUUGUUGAAGACGAGCAGAGAAGGAAAAUGGUGGAUGAUUUUGCUCAGGUUCAUUUAUCAGAGUCUCCUAAAGCAUCUGAUUCAGCAGGGCUGCAUCCUUCAAAGCCUGCUCCAGUACAAGGUUUGAUUCUCUGAUUAUGGUCUCGUCCGCAACCCUCUUUGGUCCAUGUGGUUUCUGAUUUUGAGAAUAGGUGGAAAUGGUGAUCUUUAUUCUUGAAGGACUUGACUUCAUUUGUAUUUUAAAAGGACUUUCCUCAGUGGCUUGUUUGUUGCUCUACAUAUAUAUGUACAUCAAGUUAAAACUGAAAAACAUUAAUAGUUGGUUGAUGGGGAUUAAUUGUUGAUUCUUGAA